Messenger RNA from Alternaria hordeiaustralica, 1899 nucleotides. RefSeq lists its product as uncharacterized. Gene Ontology annotation, molecular function: DNA binding; zinc ion binding; DNA-binding transcription factor activity, RNA polymerase II-specific. Lineage: Eukaryota; Fungi; Ascomycota; Dothideomycetes; Pleosporales; Pleosporaceae. The transcript has 5 exons. Gene Ontology annotation, cellular component: nucleus. The record is from RefSeq and is a predicted model, not a curated record. Gene Ontology annotation, biological process: DNA-templated transcription; regulation of DNA-templated transcription. Bases 1 to 1899 code for a protein of 632 amino acids.
AUGGCUUCCAACGGAUCCGAAUCGCCAGACGAGUCGUUCUUCAACGACCUGUCCCAACAAGCGCAAGACGCGAAUUCUACCAACGGUCAGGAAACGCAACAGGAUGGAUCAAGCAAGGUCAAGAGGAUUGCCUGUGUUCUGUGUAGGAAGCGGAAGUUGCGAUGCGACGGCACCCGGCCAACAUGUUCGACCUGUAAACGUCUGAACCACGAUUGCGCAUACGACGAAGUACGCAAGAAAAGUGGACCUAAGCGCGGCUAUGUCAAGCUGCUCGAACAACGGCUGCAGCAAGUCGAGACCCUCCUCAAGACUCAAGACACGACCGACCCGAGCAAGGAAGCCCCGCGCCAGGACGCCGCUUCCACAUACGUUGCGAAUACCAUAAGUCAAUCGCUGCCGAAUUCUACAAAUGUUCCCAAUACAGCAGGCAAUACUCAGUCGAGGAUCACUGGCGCAAGCCCAUUCCAAAAUACCGGUACAAGCGGAAAUGAUGCGGAGGACACCUCGUGGGAGAUGAUUGGGCUUGGGCUCGAGGAACCUCUACCUCCUCAAGAAAUCCAGGACGAUUUAUAUCAAAUAUAUUUCGCCAAGAUCCAUCUCUCAAUGCCCGUCAUACACAGACCACGGUUCAUGGCCGCUCUGAACCUGGCUCCUCAUAUGCGACCGCCGGUUUGUCUGCGAUAUAUCAUGUGGACCCUAGCCGCUUCCAUCACAGACAAGUACGAGGCGUUACAAGAACAUUUCUACCAACGUGCUAGGAAAUAUGCGCAGAUGGAUGAGAUGAGAGGCCACGGAGAGUCGACCAUCACCCUUGCGCAUUGCCAGACAUGGGUUUUGAUGGCUACGUACGAGUUCAGACAGAUGUACUUCCCAAGAGCCUGGAUGUCAUCCGGGAGAGGUUCAAGACUAGCCCAGAUGAUGCAGCUGCAUCGCCUGGACGGAGUUGGACUAGAUGUAAAGCAAUGCUUGGCUCCACCCAAGGAUUGGACCGAGCGUGAGGAACGGCGGAGAACCUUUUGGCUAACCUUUUGCAUUGAUCGAUACGCGAGUAUUGGAACUGGCUGGCCCAUGACCUACGAUGAGAAAGACAUCAUGACAAACCUGCCAGCAAGCGAAGAAGCGUUCGACAAGAGUAAGCCCAUGGAUACUGGAUCACUGGACCAAUUACUCAAUCCUAAUGGCGUGCAAAACCUUCAACCACUUGGCGGUAUCGUCCUUACAGCUGCAAUGUUUGGCCGUAAUCUGCUUCACUUACAUCGACCACUGUCAGAUGACAACGAGAACGAUAUCAAUGGCGGAUUCUGGAAUCGACAUCGAAGCAUCGAGCGCAUACUUCUGCAGACCUCGCUGAGCCUGCCGGAUAGCAUCCGCCUGCCAUCCGGUAUAGCCGAACCCAACGUAGUGUUCACGAACAUGUGCAUACAUACGUCGGCAAUAUGUCUUCACCAAGCAGCCAUCUUCAAAGCAGACAAAUUCCGGCUACCAGCAAGCGUCAGCAAUGAAAGCAAGAUUCGUUGCGUAACAGCAGCAGCCGAGAUUGCUUCCAUCAUGCGGAUGAUCAGUCAUAUGGACCUCGGUUCAAUGAAUCCUUUUAUAUCUUUCUGUGUUUACGUAGCAGCAAGGGUAUUCGUCCAAUACCUGAAGACGCGGCCGAAAGACCAACAGAUGAAAUCCUCGUUACAAUUCCUCUUACAGGCGAUGGAAGCUCUUCGACGGAAGAACCCACUCACAGAGUCGUUCUUGGUGCAAUUAGAUCUUGAUCUAGAGGGUGCAGGUCUGCAGGGCAUGCGUCAUCAGCCAUACACACAGCCCACGCGCAAAGUGAGUCAAACCCCAGAGGUUCUCCAGGGGCUCAGUGAUACGAUUGGGAGUCGAUUAAGUCAGAGUUAUCCUAAGUAA